AUGACGACAACAACUGCGUCGUCUCGGUCUGACCCCAGAAUGAGAGAAGCCUGGGGUUACCGUUUCCAGUGGACAGACCAUCACCAGGCACCAAAUCAAUAUAAUCAUCUUAAGUACAUGUGUGAUACACUUGCAGAAGAAUGUGUUACGAUCUUGAACGAGGUACCAUUCUCCGAAUCUCGAAGUGAAGGAGAGGGCGAGGCUCCUCUUCGUCAGUCCCAGAGCAAGAGAGACCUCUACGCGCUCUUCUGCAGCCACCAUCAUAAAAACGACAAGCUCCAACAGCUCUGGGACCAGGUGAACACCAUCCCUGAAUGGGUGGACUGGGACCAAAUUGCCCGAGGCCAGGAUGUGUUCUACAGAUACGGGGAGGCGAACCUCACUGGCCUGACCUACCAAUCCCUCCUGGGAGGUACAGCAAGCAGCAGGGUGACAGAGGUUCUUGCUCGGACCGGAGGAUUUAGCAUCAAAAGCGUUUGGCGUCGACUGCUGGAGACGACUCAAUUCAUUCUAGAAUGUACGAACGACCUCGCGUCCAUCAAACCGGGCGGCGAUGGCUUCGCGAGCUGUCUUCGAGUUCGGUUCUUACACGCUACCGUCCGUCAACGCAUCCUACAAAUCGCGUCUCGUCACCCUGCCUACUACUCGGUAGAGAAGUGCGGCGUCCCGGUCAACGAUUUGGAUUGCAUCGGCACCAUCGCGGUCUUUUCCGCCACUAUCAUCUGGCAAUCGUUGCCUCGUCAGGGCAUUUUCCUCCGUCAGCAGGAGAUUCUGGACUACUUGGCCCUCUGGCGGCUCGUGGGUUACUACAUGGGCACUCCGACAGAGUUUUUUUCCACCCCCGCAAAGGCCAAGGCCAUCAUGGAAUCGCUGUAUUGCUAUGAAUACACACCAUCGGCGAUGUCCAGGUUGCAUGCCAACAAUAUUAUCUGGGCGGUGGAGAACACACCUCCUUCCUACGCGAGCCGCUCGUACCUGGAAGCCAAUGCACGCUGGCUAAACGGGGACAAGCUCGCCGACGCUCUGGAACUUGGUCGCCCAGGUAUUUACUAUCGGAUGCUUACUGCUGGUCAGUGCCUUCUGUUGAUGAUCACCUGUUACACGUGUCGGGCGAUCCCACCACUUGACAGACUCCGGAUCAAGUCCUUCCGUCGGACUGUCUGGUCAGUACUUAAGUCCCCAGACACCGGCUUGGAGAGCUUGACCAUAUUCGAAUUCAAAUACGUUCCCAAGUUCGAGACUGAUUCGAAAAAUCAGGUCGCUGGUGCUUUGGAAGACAAGAGGCCCAAGGUGUUUUGGACGGCAGAACGUAGAAUCUGUACCACGUUGGUUUUCAUGGCAGUUACCUCUCUCAUUGGGUUGUGGACAUUUGGGAAAGCGGUGUCCUGGACAUGGAGGAUGUUGUAUCCAGGCAUGGGACUGGGUUUGGGAAGUGGGUGGCCUCGUUUGCGCUUUUGGAAUCGAGCAUGGACAACUUGA
Messenger RNA from Cladophialophora bantiana CBS 173.52, 1479 nucleotides. RefSeq lists its product as uncharacterized. The transcript has a single exon. The record is from RefSeq and is a predicted model, not a curated record. Gene Ontology annotation, molecular function: oxidoreductase activity. NCBI's taxonomy places the organism in Eukaryota, Fungi, Ascomycota, Eurotiomycetes, Chaetothyriales, Herpotrichiellaceae. Bases 1 to 1479 code for a protein of 492 amino acids.